CAGAGAUGCGGACACAGUACAAGGAGAUGACCAAAUACUGCGGGACACAGUACAGGAUGACCAGGAGACUGCGGACACAGUACAGGAGAUGACCAGAGACUGCGGACACAGUACAGGGAUGACCAGAGACUGCGGACACAGUACAGGGAUGACCAAAGACUGCGGACAUACUGGAGAUGACCAGGACUGCGGACACAGUACAGGAGAUGACCAGAGACUGCGGACACAGUACAGGAGAUGACCAAGGACUGCGAACAGUACAGGAGAUGACCAGAGACUGCGGACAGUACAGGAGAUGACCAGAGACUGCG
Staurois parvus is the source of this 311-nucleotide messenger RNA. The record is from the annotation of a GenBank genome assembly. Lineage: Eukaryota; Metazoa; Chordata; Amphibia; Anura; Ranidae.